CCCCGUUGUUUCUGGUUACUGUCAGUCAUCCUCUGGAAAGCCAUCAUACAGGGAACGUCCGGCCGGCCGUGGCUUUUUGGUCGUGGAAAGGGAAAAAAAAAAAAAAAAAAAAGGACAAUUAACAGCUUCGACUCUCAAAACCAAAACAAACUUCACGAUGCCUACGCCAACCUUGUCCGGCACGACCAUCAUCAACCUCGGCCCGUUGACAUCAUGGACCGCCCCGGCGUCGUGCGCCACCACGGCCCCGCCGGUUGCCCUCGCGUUGGCCGCGGUGGAGAGCGUGGUGUACCUGGCCCAGACGUGCGACGUCAACGGCCCCGUGGUCAACGACUGCUUCCCGUCGGCCAGCGCCGUCAACUCGCUGUACCACGCCAGGAAGGGCGGGCCGGAGCGCUUCAACUACCUGGUCCACCACUCCCCGGCCUACGAGUGCCCCUCGGGCUGGGCCACCGUUGCCUACGGCGUGCGCGAUGAGGCCUCGUCGCACUCCCUCAGCGGCAUCUUCGCGGACCCGACGGUCACCCGCACCAACAAGCUGAUCUACGCGACCAGUGUGUCGACCGAGGUCACGACCAUCACCCAGGGGAUGCCCAUCUUCGAGCCGCCGCAGAACCUCUUCAUGUCGGCCUUGGAGCCCUCGGAGACCGUCAUCCUGUGUUGCCCAAGCGGCUACAAGGUCGGCUUGGUCGGCGGCAACUGCUACUCGCCCGUCCCCAGAGAGGCCUACACGGCCACCACCGGCUGCCAGAUCAAGUAUGUAAACGAGGAGACCAUCCUGAUGAAGCCGGUCGAGAGGACGUUCACGUACCACGGGCGGGUGGUCACGGGCAGCGCCUGGUCGGUGGGGGACGAGUCGGUGGAGUACGUCGGGACGACGAUGGUUGUAGACGAGAGCACCCGCACGCUCUACGAAGCCAUCUUGUACACGCCAGCUAUCACCAUGGUGAACAGGGGAUCUGCCGCCGCCGCCGCCGAGACGUCGCCGGUUGUGACUGCGUCGGCCACGCCGUCCUCGACGGCAACGGGGUCGGCACCAUGGCCUAGCACCGGGUCAGGAAGCAGCACGGCUUCUUCGGCGAAGGGAGCGACGCUGGCUGUUUGGGGGGUUGCCCUGCUGGCUGGCGUAGCGCUCAUGGCCCCUGUUUGAUAUCUGGCAUGAGUAACAUUUCUCUCCCUGUCUGUCUUUGUCCAACCAACCAACCAACCUCCUUGAUCUCAGUUCACACACGACAUGGUUGGAACACACUCUAUCUAUAUAGAUACAUAGACAUACAUACACACCAUAGCCUAAAAGAGGCCAAUAAACAUCUAAUAUCAACA
Colletotrichum destructivum is the source of this 1323-nucleotide messenger RNA. RefSeq lists its product as uncharacterized. The transcript has 2 exons. NCBI's taxonomy places the organism in Eukaryota, Fungi, Ascomycota, Sordariomycetes, Glomerellales, Glomerellaceae. The record is from RefSeq and is a predicted model, not a curated record. Bases 158 to 1150 code for a protein of 330 amino acids.